UUGUAGGUUAAACCGUGUAAACACUGAAUGAAUUACCGUAUCUAUCAUAAGCGUGUAAAUGUGAGGAUUUUCCCGAAAAUUUGUUGUGACUUAGUAUGCUUUUCUAGUGAGUGAUGCUUAUUCCGUUUUUUUUGCAUCGGUUUGACCGGCGCCGCCGGAACGGUCACGUUGGGAACGGAGAAGUUGACCACCUUGUACAUGUAUCACCACUUGGCGUAGCUGAGGAACACAAACAGCGAACGCAAUCGUGUAGAACUUAAGCAGAACAAAGUCGUCCACCUUGACCAGUGGUUUUGUCAUCAGGCCCUGAAAGCUUUUGCUCUUGUCGAAAAUUGAUUCGACCUCCUUCGCCAUCCGGAUCAUCAUGAACUCCAUGAAAAAGGUGCUGAACAAACCAAGAAGAGCAGCGCCGAUUCCGUUUCUGAAGACGCAGUUAAGAUGGAACCGGCAAAACUAGCAGUUCCAGCGAACGGAACGGAAGGCAUCACCAAAAUACUGCGACCGAUGCGGAUGCUUUUCAGGAUAAAUUGGCCACUACGACGGAAGUCCUUGCAGCCGCACCAGAGGUCAAGGUUGCUGACUAGAAAGCUCCUACUGUAAGCUUGAUAAACUGCAGCUGUGGAUAACAAAAAAGGAUAUUUCGUAAGUUACAAUCUAAUAGAAAUUUACGUACCCACAGGUGUACUGCUGUAAUUCAACCGUAAGACCUUACCACAGUCUGCCAAACCGAGACGCAGCCAGAUAACUAAACCCGAUUGCAUCGGAAAAGACCGCUUCCGGGAUAAAUGUUCAGGUACGUGUCUCAACUGAAAGCAAUCUUCAAAUCAGGACGAAACUUGCAUCAUAUUCUUUUGGAGUGCAAAAAAAAUCCCUCCUUUUCACCACCCCAAGGACACCGCCACUACAUAAUCUUACCAAAGCCCGUAGUAGCAGUACAUAGCAUACGAACUGCAUCGGGGUAGGGGAUGUUCAAAGUGAAGACGGCCCAGCCUGCAAGUGAAGAGCAAAAUAUGCAACACUGAUUCACUGGGGAACACUUUUGAGAGGCGUAGCGAAAUAUGAAAAGAAAUUGUGCAUUCUAUAGGGAGAGAUGAAGAGAUUCUUGAAGUAUAGUGUACAGUCGGUGCAGAUUGUGGUGCAG
Culex quinquefasciatus (southern house mosquito) is the source of this 1141-nucleotide messenger RNA. RefSeq lists its product as uncharacterized. Bases 786 to 962 code for a protein of 58 amino acids. The transcript is spliced from 3 exons. The record is from RefSeq and is a predicted model, not a curated record. NCBI's taxonomy places the organism in Eukaryota, Metazoa, Arthropoda, Insecta, Diptera, Culicidae.